Salvelinus namaycush (lake trout) is the source of this 2479-nucleotide messenger RNA. RefSeq lists its product as uncharacterized. The coding region runs from base 1 to 672 and encodes 223 amino acids. Lineage: Eukaryota; Metazoa; Chordata; Actinopteri; Salmoniformes; Salmonidae. The record is from RefSeq and is a predicted model, not a curated record. The transcript has 9 exons.
AUGUUUGUGGACAUUCACAAGGAUCACCUCAUUCAGAAUGUUACCAUGGUGAUUCCCAUAGCAUUUUACUUGAUCCGUUCUGAGAAGUACUCUGAGAUCCAUGCUGCCAGGACCAGUCAGGACCAGAUGGGACUGUUGUACGAGGCUCUCGACUAUGGAGGAAAACAGGAGGAAAAAGAAUCAGGAGGAAAAAUGCUGAAAGAAGGAAGGGUGAAAUCAGACUUUUACAGGAUUCUACUGGAUCUGGAACCUGACCUUGUCAUCGACCUGGAUGAUCUUCAAAACCUGUCUAGACAGCUGGAGAUCGUACAUCGGAGGAGACGACCCAAAGAUUCAGAUGAGGAAGACCUUUACCUUGAUGAACUCAUUCAAAACCUGCCUGAUCAGCUGGAGAAGAUCAGAGAACAGAGGGAUGAACUCAAAGAAAAACUAAGGAAAGCUGAAGAGACCAUCCAAUCCCUCUCCACCUCUCCAGGAGGUCAACAGAAAACACAGACUCCUUCCCAAAAUGAGUCAGAGAUUGAAGAGAUGGAGAUGAAGACUUUACCUGGUUCAGGGAGGAAGUCUGCUCCUGAGAAGAAGCCUUUACUGGCUGCUGGACCACAGAAGGAUGAUCUGGAUGAGCUGGAGAGGGGAGGAAGAGUUACUAUAGACAAUAACUAUAUGCUAUAGGGUUACUAUAGAGACUAUAACUAUAUGCUAUAGGGUUACUAUAGGGAGACUAUAACUAUAGAGCUGAGUUACUAUAGAGACCUGUCCCACCUAACAAUGCUGAGUUUCUGAGUAUAUAACUUGUGAUAUGAAUCUUGGUAAGACAAAGUCAUUUGAUAAACGUGUUAGUCAUUACUCUAUAAUCCACUUUCAGUAGUUAGUUCUUUACUUUUUGAAGUUUUACUACCCAUGUUUGUGUUAUGGGUUUAUAUCCAUUUCCUGGUUAUUCUAUAUAUGUUUUCCCCAUAAACAAUGUCUUUCUAAUCCCCCCCAGGAAUUGAUAGUGUUGAAUGGAAUGAUGGACUAAAGUCUCCUGUUAGAAUCUGUUACAGACCCUCUUAUGUCCAGUACCUGAUAAUCAGGUAUAUCAACCAGACCACAGGACUAAUGUCUCCUGUUAGAAUCUGUUACAGACUCUCUUAUGUCCAGUACCUGAUAAUCAGGUAUAUCAACCAGACCACAGGACUAAUGUCUCCUGUUAGAAUCUGUUACAGACCCUCUUAUGUCCAGUACCUGAUAAUCAGGUAUAUCAACCAGACCACAGGACUAAGGUCUCCUGUUAGAAUCUGUUACAGACUCUCUUAUGUCCAGUACCUGAUCAUCAGGUAUAUCAACCAGACCACAGGACUAAGGUCUCCUGUUAGAAUCUGUUACAGACUCUCUUAUGUCCAGUACCUGAUAAUCAGGUAUAUCAACCAGACCACAGGACUAAUGUCUCCUGUUAGAAUCUGUUACAGACUCUCUUAUGUCCAGUACCUGAUAAUCAGGUAUAUCAACAAGACCACAGGAGGUUGGUGGCACCUUAAUUGGGGAGGAGGGGCUCGUGGUAUUGGCUGAAGAGGAAUCAGUGGAAUGGUAUCAAAUACAUCCAACAUGUGGUUUCCAUGGUUUCCAUGUUUGAUGCCAUUCCAUUGGCUCCGUUCCAGCCAUUAUUGUGAGGCUCCUCCCCUCAGUUUCCUGUGAACAAGACUGAGUGAAAUGUUUAUAUUGUAGCUUCAACCUGUCAGCUUCUGUGAACAAGAUUAAACCAUUUAUUGAAAUGUUUAUAUUUUAGCUUCAUGUCAAUGUGCCAGUUUUUAUUUUACUUUUUAAGUGUUUAUUUUUGCUCUGCUUUUUUAGUGUCACCUUGAUUAUAUACAGAGGGAAGUUAUUGACACCCUUGCUGAAGAUUAGCAAUAAUGACUAUAUUAAAUAAAUAAAGUACUGACCUAUUGUAUGCUCAAAAUAAAUUGUCAAUUAUAAUAUUUUAAACUAAUACAAUUGCUCAGAGAAAUAUAUGUUUGUGUAAUGUAUUUUUGUUGUAAAAGGUUAGGGGUCAAAAUGAUUGACGGCCCAAAAACUACAGGAGUGUGAUGAUGUCAUUGCUAUGAAUAUAGAACCAGAUACCUUCUGACUAGUUUAUUAGACUCUUCAGGGGGGUCAAUCAUUUAGACAAUAAAUACUACUCCUUAAACUAAAUAUUAUAAUCAGAUCAAUCGUAUUAAUAUAAAAUAAUAUAAUUGACACGUUGUUGAGCAUAUGAUAGAGCUCAGUAUUUAAAUUAUUUAUUUAUACAGUCAUUAUCUUUAUCAAGGGUGUCAAUAAUUCCAGACCCACUGUAUAUUAUAUAUUGAUGUAUUUUAUACAGUCAUUAUUACCUUUAUCAAGGGUGUCUAUAAUUCCAGACCCACUGUAUAUUAUAUAUUGAUCAUGUAUAUACAGUUGAAUGGUAUUUUCCAUGUAUUGAUGAUUUCUUGUUUUAAUAAACUAGGACAUCAUUGUGUGAGAA